Phialemonium atrogriseum is the source of this 740-nucleotide messenger RNA. Its product is annotated as NADH:ubiquinone oxidoreductase 11.5kD subunit. Lineage: Eukaryota; Fungi; Ascomycota; Sordariomycetes; Cephalothecales; Cephalothecaceae. The transcript is spliced from 3 exons. Bases 89 to 403 code for a protein of 104 amino acids. The record is from RefSeq and is a predicted model, not a curated record. Gene Ontology annotation, biological process: mitochondrial respiratory chain complex I assembly.
AAUUGACCUCCAUGCUCGACAAUCUGAAAAUCCGAACGUUAAGUGAGCGCGCUAGACCGCCCGUCAAACGUGUACUACGAAGCUUAAUAUGGCGUCUGGAUACGGUUUACACGGCGGCCCAUCCAGGUGUUUCCCCUUCUGGCAGGAUAUGCUGGCAUGCUACGUCGUCAACACUUCGGCAGAAGAUGAUUCAGGGAAGAAAAAGUGUGCGCCGGCACUGGAAGAUUAUUACGAGUGUCUCCAUCACAAGAAAGAGGUAGCGAGGGUUAGAGCAUUGCAGGCGGCAUAUCGGAAGGCCGAAGCAGCGAACGUGAGAGAAGAUGCUCCAAGUGCUGGGCAAAUACGGAAUCUCGGCCUGCUCGACAGAGAAGACGACACCAAGAAGGUUCUGCAGGGGAGGUGAAUGGUGGAUCCCGGAGCUUCUGGCUCUCUGUGUAUAUUGCGGCGCGAGUAACUGGAUGGAAUAGAGGUGCAGCCAUUCUCCAGCCAAAUAUGACCGCGACGAGGAUGGUUAUCUGAUCUUGUGGCCGACGUGACUUGAGUCCUGAGAUGGGUGGGAUUCGAAGUCGAGGCUCAAUGAAUCUACGCUCAUUAACUUUAGCUGAUCUCAUCCUCUCUUGGAAAUCCUACGGAAGUUCGUGUGUGAAUGAACUCGACUGUAUCGUCCUAGCAGCGGGGUGCUUGGGAAUCUCAAGUCGAGAGGGUGAAUGUCCAGGUAGGCUCCCAUCAUAUUAUGUUCC